AUGUCCGACGUGAACGCGGUCAUCGUUCAGCCCCUGAAGCAGUUCGUGAAGGACAGCGUACACCUCGUGAAGAAAUGCACGAAGCCCGACCGGAAAGAAUUCACGCGGAUCGCGUGGGCCACGGGCGUCGGUUUCCUGAUCAUGGGCGCGCCGCCGCGUUUCGUCGGCUUCUUCGUCAAGCUGAUCCACAUCCCCAUCAACAACAUCCUGAUGACCUAG
Messenger RNA from Aureococcus anophagefferens, 219 nucleotides. RefSeq lists its product as hypothetical. Gene Ontology annotation, cellular component: Ssh1 translocon complex; membrane. The record is from RefSeq and is a predicted model, not a curated record. The coding region runs from base 1 to 219 and encodes 72 amino acids. Gene Ontology annotation, molecular function: transmembrane protein transporter activity. The transcript is spliced from 2 exons. Gene Ontology annotation, biological process: protein targeting; post-translational protein targeting to membrane, translocation. NCBI's taxonomy places the organism in Eukaryota, Pelagophyceae, Pelagomonadales, Pelagomonadaceae.